AUUACUUUCUCUCUCUACUCUCCAUGGUCAAGGGAAUUUUUUACAUUUUAUUUCCAUUGACUUUGUAUCUCUAGAGUUUGACGGAGUGCCAUUUUUCGUUUAUGGCUGCUCUUUGAGAGGAGUAGCUGACCCGAGCCCCUCUCUCUCUCUCCUCUCUAUCUCUCUCUAAAGAUGCUUCGAUUAUUGUUGGGAAUUUCAGUAAUUUGCUCGGCGUUAUUGUGGGCUGAAGCUCACAAUGAGCAUGGAGAACCUGCUCACUGUGAAUCUCUCCCUGAUGCAACAAUUCAAGCUGAUUAUAUGCCUGGUUCUAUCACCUUAGAUGGCCACCCUGAGGACUGGAGCAAUGUUGAUGGUUUCUCUUUCUCUCUCCUUCCAGCUUUGGACCCAGACGAAGAGAAUCAAUACCCAGGUGGCCGGAUCACUGUGAAGGCCUUACAUGAUGGGAGCGAUGUUUUCUUUCUACUCCAAGUCAAUGGGAAGUAUGCUUAUGUGAACGGAGACCAUAGUAGAUGCCCUUCUGUUGCUCUCAUGUUCCAAGUUGGGGAGCAUGCCACAUAUCACAAUAUGGGUGCAUGCAAAGAAUCAGUAAAGACAUGCAACAAAACAACUUGUCGGGGCCAUGAAGUUGAUAUUAUGCACUUCGCUAUUGGAACUGCAGUUCCAGGACGGCUCUAUGGUGGCAAUACUAUAGAUAACACUGAUGGAAAUGGGGGUGACAGGUUUGGUCAUUUGGUUGAUUUGUAUUCUUGGAACCCACAUUGUCGUUAUCUUGAUGGGAAGGGCCCUUCAGGAAAUGAUUCUAGUGCACAGAACGACUGGAAGGGAGCAUGGUGGCAUGAUAGUCUUAAUAUCCACUCUGGUUUUGUUGAGGAAGACAGCCCAUAUGCAUCAGCUGACCAAAAUGGUGCAUACUAUUUUGAAUUCUCGAGGCCUCUUAGAACAAUGGACCACCUUCAACAGGAUGUUCAAUUUGUGAUUGGCCAGUCGAGUAAGAUGGCGGUCGCAUUCUGGUACCCAGUGGACAAUAGGCCAUGGAGUGGGUCUCAGCAUUAUUCUGCUCAUUGUGAUUGGAUUCCCUUGGAUAUAUCUCUAGGCUCUACAAAUGUUCAUCGAGGUUCCAGUAGUUCUUGGGACGCUGCAAAUGCAUUCUCUCUACUCUUAUCAGUAGUGGCCUUUUGCAUGUCAGUAUUUGUCGGUUAUUGGGUUCGCAAAUCUAAAUCUGUUCCUUUUACACCCAUUGAUCAUUUGUAGGAUCAGUUCCAAUUCAUCUGAAUCUCGGAAAGCCUCCCUUUCCCUCUUGAUUUGGUAGUGUUUCGAUUUUGACAAUGAGAUGUGUAUAUGAUCUCCUAUUUCUCCUGUUUGAUAAUUGAUAUUUUGUAUUUUAAGUGAUAAUAGAUUAGCCAAUUUGCCGUUGAAAGUCUGUUUCUCUGAACGAAGAGCACCAUGUUUUUUUAUCAUAUUUCUUGAACUUGCUGCGAUCACAAGCAGAUAGCUUUUUUUAUUGACAUAUAUUCUGUCUUGUCUAGCCAUCCUUAAUAGUGGAAUCUAC
Messenger RNA from Amborella trichopoda, 1549 nucleotides. RefSeq names its product heme binding protein. The record is from RefSeq and is a predicted model, not a curated record. Gene Ontology annotation, molecular function: heme binding. Lineage: Eukaryota; Viridiplantae; Streptophyta; Magnoliopsida; Amborellales; Amborellaceae.